CAACCCUCUACAUCGAAAGAGUGCUGCAGGCCACAAGGCCGAACGCCGCGCCCGCGAAUUAAUUGUCUGCUUUUUUUCGGUCUCGGGGCCACCUCUGCUCAAGCAAGCACGCACGCACCGCUUUCCGUGUGGUGUCACCGCACGUGUGAUAAGAGAGAAGAAACAGAGUUGUAGCAGUAGGCGUUGAAGGUCCAGGAUUCAGGGUGAGUACAAGCGGCUGGCUCACUCAGAAGCCGGGCACCGCAUAUGCCUAGGAGUCCUCCCAGCGGCGGCGCUGCGGACGGGGGAAUUUUCUCGCGCUUCGCCUACAAGCCCACGGCAACCAGCAGCAGCAGGAGCAGCAGCAGCAGCAGCGGUCCCAGUUGCACCGGUAGGGCUUCCGCUGGUCCCGCCGUCCACGGACGGAUCAAGCGCUCUCACGGCAACAAAGACAACGCCAACGAACAAGACGACGAAAUCCUCACCUCCCCCGAGGUAACGACGAAGCAGUCGAAAUCACGCCUUCAUUUUCCGGUCGAACCCCCCGCCGCCACCUCCGAGAGGGCUGUUCCUCCUGAUCGGGGGGAGGAAGGGCGCGAUACUGCUGCCGCUAGGGCAGAAAUGAGCGAUGGUGGCGGCACGUCGUCGGGGUCGGAAGAUGUGUCCUGGUUCAAGAAACCGACCCCCACAACGCAGAAUGGCAAUGGGGGUGGGGUGGCCGGGGGGGCGGCGGGAAAGCGGUCGGUUCGGCCGGCGCAAGCUUUGGCUAGUCCUGCCUGGCUACCAAAGAACGACGCCGCCAAGAUGACACCGGCUCAGCGGACGAAAAACGUGCAGCGGGCGAAAGAUCAGCGGCAGAAAGCUCGCGGCAAGCACAGGGGGGGAGGGGGUGGUGGGAAGCGGAAAAAAGCCGGCGAUGGUCGAAGAGGGCUGCACGAAGGGCGGGGGGGGGAGGCGGAGCUGGCAAGGGCAAGGGGGGCGCCUCCGCGGGGAGAAGAGGGGCAACGCGGAAUCGGCACGGAGACGACGAUGAGAGUGAGGAGAGCUGCGAGACCGGGGAUGAUUCUGAGGAUGAAGAAAGCGAGCGACGACGACGACGGCAGCGACGACGAGCCCGAACUAACCGACGCCAGCAGCAGCAAUGGCGACAACAGCAACAACCUCAACGAGGAGGAAGCAGCGCAGCAGCAGUCAGCGUCCGCGGCAGCCGCCGCCGCCGUCCACUCCCCUACCCUAGACGCCAACGCGGCGGGAAUCCUGGCAAUCGCCGAGGCAGACGACCUGGCCAAGGUGCAGGCAAGGGCGAGGGCUAAGGCCAAGGCCAAGGCGGCUAGUGAAGCGGCGGCGCCGCAAGGCGAGGAGAAGAUGUCGGCGGCGGGGGAGGGCGGGGCCAAAGCUGUCGUCGUCGUCGAUGAUGACGGCAGGGUGGGAGCCACCGGGGAUAAGGCGGCCGCCGCCGGGAUUUCCGGUAAGGGACCGUCGGGGAGCGGUGGGAGUAAGCAGGGGAAGAAACGGCGGCGGGUUGUCGAUAGCGACGAAGAUAGCAGCGAUGACGGCGGCGGCGGGGGCGAUGAAGUGGAGGUGGUCGUAGCACCGCCUACGAGCAAGCUGAGCGAGAAGGACAAGGACAAGGACAAGGAGAAGAAGAGGAAGAAGAAGAAGAAGAAGAAGGAGAGGCAAAGCUCUGGAUACGACGAUGACGGCAUGGACGGCUCCGACCGCGGGUCCGACAGCGACGCAGACGAAGGCGCUCGCGCGCGAAAGGUGCUGUCUGAGUGCUCGGCCCUCUCCAAGAAGCUCGCCUCAGUCAUCUCUACCUGGGCGGGCACCACCACCACCGCCGCCGCCGAAGAAGAAGGGGGCUCGGCGGCUAGGGUAGGGGGGGGCAGGGGUGCGCUCGAGAUCUGCAGCCUCAAGGGCGGAAAGGCGGUGACGACGAACGAGGAGGUUCAGGAGGCGUGUCCGGGGCUGAAGCUGAAUCCGUAUCAGCUUGUCGGGGUGAACUGGAUGUGCCUCCUACGAGACACGAACGUGAACGGGGUGCUAGCCGACGAGAUGGGUCUGGGCAAGACGGUGCAGUCCAUCGCCUUCUUUGCCCUCCUCAAGCACAGGAGGAAGGGGGCCCCGCCGAGACGGCCACAUCUGGUCGUGGUCCCAAGCUCGGUGCUGGACAACUGGGCCAGCGAGCUGGAGAAGUUCUGCCCGGCGCUCGACUUGGUCAAGUACCACGGCUCUCAGAAGGAGCGGGCCGCCAUGAGGCACAGCCUCAACCGGGUGGCGUCAGACGCCGAUAGGGAGGCCAUGCCCGACAUUAUCCUGACCACCUAUGUAGUCUGGGAGCGGGAGAGCUCGGCGGACGACAGGGCGUUCCUGAAAAGGUUCCGUUACGACUACAUGGUGCUGGACGAGGGCCACAGCAUCAAGAACAUCAAGUCCAGCCGCUUCCAGCGGUUGAGAGUCGUCUCCGCCAAGCACCGUCUGCUACUCAGCGGAACUCCCGUUCAGAACAACCUCGGGGAGUUGCUGGCCCUUCUGUCUUUCCUCAUGCCGGAAAUAUUCCGGAGCGACGUGAUCGAGACGCUGCUUGAGUUCCUGGGCAACAACGCCGACGAACAGGCGUCCUCUUCUUCUUCUUUCCAGGUGCGGGAGGUGCGGGGUAUGCUAGCACCAUUUGUGCUCCGGCGCCUCAAGUCGGACGUCUUGAAGCAGCUCGUGGCCAAAAACGAGAGCCUCGAGAAAGUGCCGCUAUCGAAGGUCCAGCGGUCUCUGUACGACGGGGUGUUAGAGAACCACGUCCGUCAAAAACGAGCCGCCAUCGAGAGGGCCCUCGCCCAAGAACGCGCCUUGUUCGGCGGCGGCACCGUCACCGACCUCACCAGCAACGUCACUCGUAGCAGCGGCGGUGGCGGGGGGGAGAGAAGAACAGCAGCAGCAGCAGCAGCAGCAACAACAACAGGAGCAAAAGGUGGUGGCGACGGGGAUGCGAUUGAGAUUCUGGACGAUGGUGUUGCCGGCCGGAGGAGCGGAGGCCACGCGGGUGGCGAGGAGGGGGAGGCGGACUUGCUGGAGGAGGUCGGGAUCAGCGCCAAGGAGUGCAAGAACAUCUUCACCGAGCUGAGAAAGGGCGCCAACCACCCCCUCAUGCUGCUGAACCACUUCAAGGGCGGCGGCAAGAUGGAGAAGGUCGUGGAAGUGCUCCACAGGACCGGCUACUUCGGCGGACAGGCUACCAAGGACAUGGUUGCGAAGGAAGUCUCGGGCUAUUCGGACUUCGACCUUCACCAAGUGUGCUCAGGGUUCGACAGCCUGAAGCACCUCUGCCUCUCGGAGGAGACUCUCUUCACCUCUGCCAAGAUGGAGAGGCUGAGGACGCUGUUGCCGCAGCUGGUGUCGGAGGGGCACCGGGUGCUCCUCUUCUCGCAGUGGACUCGACUGUUGGACCUGUUGGAGGCAAGUGCGCAUGUGCUCCUGGGAGACUCGAUGGGCAUGACUUUCUGCCGCCUGGACGGCUCCACGCCGGUGUCCGAGCGCAAGGCGCUGAUCGACAAGUUCGGCGCCGACACGAGCAUCCCCGUGUUCCUCCUCAGCACGAGGGCGGGAGGGCUCGGCAUCAACCUGACCGCUGCGGACACGGUGAUCUUGCACGACGUUGACUUCAACCCGGAGAACGAUCGCCAGGCGGAGGACCGAUGUCACCGUAUUGGCCAGACCAAGCCGGUAACGGUGAUCAGGAUGGUUGCGGCGGGUACAGUCGACGAGGACAUCUACCUCAUGGGGGAGAGGAAGAAGGAGGUGAACCAGCGCGUGCUGAACGACUCGGGGAAGAAAGGGGAGAAGGACGCUGCGUCUACGAUCUCAGGUAUCCUGAAGCGAGCGAUCCAGGUCCACGUCGGGUCUCCGCCGUAGCGAGGUGUUUCCACACCAGUGCAACUGCCAGAGAUAGAUUUCCGCGCCCUGCCGACUAUCGAGGACCACAACUGUACCUCUGGCAGCUACAAGCUUAGCCUGGGUGUUGCAUAGAUGCGGUUUGGAGCACUUUGUUCGGCCAGCCAGAGUGUCGCGUGCUUCGUACGGGGCGCGACGAUGAGAGAACAAGGCAAUGUACGAUAGGGCCAGCCCCCUGCUGCCAGUUCAUUAGCCGUGUGGCAUGAACCUGGAGAGUGAUCUUGGUUUCGAAGACGAAUGGUUGGGCGCCGCGUUUUGUAGAAAUGCGCGGAGGGAGCAUCUUUGACCAGCAACAAAUCAAUUGCACACAAGUUUAUCUAUUUAGUACCAGCGUUGAUGGUACCGGUGGUGGUCUUGUCUGGAGGGGUGCUAUCUCAAAAGAGAGGCGUUUUGCAAAGAGUGUUUCGCGCGCGCCGGGGAAAACUAUAUUUUUGCGCGCGAGCGUUUAGCUUGCCGCAGUUGGUGCCUCUCAGAAUUUUUGGCAGCAUGUCAGGGGUUAUCCUUGUGCGGGUGUUCUCGAGACGAGGACACGCCGCGAGUAUGGCGGCGUGCACUGAUGCGUAGAGAAAGCAUCUUGCCCGUCCUCAGAGUGCGCUGUUGUAUCUAAGGAAGAACCAGCGCUCAACUGGUUCCGGUAUUGCAAUGCGAAGACACAACUACUUGUGCCGCGUCGCUCGCAGCUGUAGCGGUUGUGCACCAAGUGUUCCUCUGCACUGCUAGCGGUGCAUGACCGCAUAGAUACGGCCAGUUGAAAUCAACAUUUGCGGGCAUCGUCAGACUAUUGUUGCACCGUUUUCCUAAAGCAGGCGAAUCGUUCUGUGUCUUUGUGUGGGCGUGGUUUCUUUUUGAUAUCAGUGCUUUUAUCCAGCCAAGAGUUGGGUGCAGCAGCCAUACGCCAAGGUUUUUCGCCGCACGGAGCGACGGAAGGGGGAGGGGGAGGGGGGGGGCGGAUAUUUUGCAUGAUUCUAGGGCGGGGGGUACGUGCUUGUUGUGGUUGUGGUAUUUGAGGCCACUACGGUGCCAAUCGUUCUCGCCGUAUGCUUUGGACACCGCGCGUAUGCCUGCGAACUGAAUUGUUGUGCAUGCGUACUCGUUCCCGUGCAUGGGGGCUCUGCGGCUUUUGGGUCCCAACCUGGCUUUGCAACCUGGUUGUCGUAUUUUUGAAGAAAUGUGACGGAAGGGCAGAGAGCAGAUUGGUCUAUUGAAGGGAGACUGCCGUUGGCGUGGCCGCCUUUACAUGACAUGAGCGAGUGAUGCCGCUACUUGUGCGGGGUACGUACACUUGGUGCUCGUUUUUGGGUCUGUGACACAGAUCGGUGAGGGGGUGAGGGG
Messenger RNA from Ectocarpus sp. CCAP 1310/34, 5256 nucleotides. NCBI's taxonomy places the organism in Eukaryota, Phaeophyceae, Ectocarpales, Ectocarpaceae. The record is from the annotation of a GenBank genome assembly.